CUCCAUCCCCUCCUUCCCUCUAACACACACUCACACUCUGGAGAAACACGUCACUGAGCUUGGGGACUCAGCGGCUCAUUAAAGAGAAGGAUGUGAUAUUCUCAAUCGAGACUGUGAGACUCCCAGCACGCCUAUUUAUAGAUGCAAUAUCUCUAUGGAGUCACCGUGGCGUUGGCUAAUCGCAGCCGUGGCCCCAGACGCCAAUUAAGAAUGAAACAAAUGCUUUUUAGGUGGGAUCUGCCCCUCCCUUCUGCUAAGGUCCUUCCGUCCGCCACAAUGUCUGGUGGGGGAGCGGAUCUGCUUGGAACGUAUUCCUGCAUCAGGUCGGGAUACAAGGAGGGCGCAUGCAGAGUGCAGUCAAAGCCCUGCCGUGGCAUUUUUAAAUGCACCCCUCUGGAGAGCAAGAGCUAGGUUUCUUAUAUGUGGUUGUUUUCAUAUGUUUGACUCUGGGUCUGGGAUGUCCGUGGAUAUGUUGAAUUGCUGUGACUCAUAGGGCAUUAAGUUCCACCAGGUUAGAAGAGUGAUGACCAUCCUGUUCCUUACUAUGGUUAUUUCGUACUUCAGUUGCAUGAGAGCUGCUCCCAUGAGAGACGCCCCGGGUAUAAGGGGCCACCGAACGGAAGGCUACUUGGGUGCUGCAGUGACGGUCGGCCAGGGCCACGGGACUCCACAGAGCGGGGGUGGGCCGGGCCAGCAUGGGGGACUGCCCUCGCUCACAGACACGUUUGAGCAGGUGAUUGAGGAGCUCUUGGAGGUGGAAGGAGAAGCAUCUCAGCUGGGGCCUGGGGCUGACAAGGGCCAGGGAGGAGGGGGUCCUUCCUCUGUGGUCACCACGGAGACAAAGGAUGUCGACCUGUAUGCAUCGCGGGUGAUGAUCAGCAACCAAGUGCCUUUAGAGCCACCGCUGCUUUUUCUCCUGGAGGAAUACAAAAACUACCUGGACGCCGCUAACAUGUCCAUGAGGGUACGGCGGCAUUCUGACCCGUCGCGGCGUGGAGAGCUGAGUGUGUGUGAUAGUAUUAGCCAGUGGGUGACAGCUGUGGACAAAAAGACAGCAAUAGACAUGUCUGGGCAGACCGUUACCGUCCUGGAAAAGGUCCCUGUCCCCAAUGGCCAACUGAAGCAAUACUUUUAUGAGACCAAAUGUAACCCUAUGGGGUACACAAAGGAGGGCUGCCGUGGAAUAGACAAGAGGCAUUAUAACUCCCAAUGCAGGACAACCCAGUCCUACGUGCGAGCGCUCACCAUGGAUAGCAAAAAGAAGAUUGGCUGGCGGUUUAUAAGGAUAGACACAUCAUGUGUAUGCACAUUGACCAUUAAAAGAGGAAGAUAGUGUAUAUAAUGUAUAGAUUUUAUUGAGAGUUUAAAAAAGAGAGUAAAGAGAAAAUAUCUAUUUGUAUAUAUACAUAACAGGGUAAAUUAUUCCGUCAAAUGAAAAUUUUAUGGACUGCAUGUAAAAAAAGAUGAKGUUUAUACAGUAAAAGUGAUACUACAGUCUAUUUAUUGAACAUAUUCAUGACCUUGUAAACAAUUAAAAAAAGAUCUGAUCAGUCAUUUGCGCCCAGUUUAAAUUACUAUAUCACAUUCCUCAAGACAUUGUGGUUUGUUUACGUUGCCAAGAAUGUGAGAAAGAAGGAAAAGAGUGAUGAGGAUGAGGGAGAGGGUGAGGACGAGUUCCAUAAAAAAAACUUGCAUGCUGCUUCAAUUGUGAAUUGAGAAUUUGUCCACCUAAGAAAAAAGGAUAUGAUACCGACCAAAACAUUCCGUUUACAUACUCAACAGUAAGGGUUUCCUCCUCAGUACUUUAUCUGUUUACUGUUCUAAACUUCUCAAGGUAAUGUUGGAAUUACAUACUAUGUCAAGGUGCUGUUGUCAAAGCUUUGCUGUUUAUUUUUUUAUCCCCACCAGAGGACAAAAUAUAAGAAUAUAUAUAUAUAUAAAAUUUAUUCAUU
Salvelinus sp. IW2-2015 is the source of this 1952-nucleotide messenger RNA. RefSeq names its product neurotrophic factor BDNF precursor form. Gene Ontology annotation, biological process: memory; modulation of chemical synaptic transmission; neuron projection morphogenesis. Gene Ontology annotation, cellular component: dendrite; synaptic vesicle; axon. Lineage: Eukaryota; Metazoa; Chordata; Actinopteri; Salmoniformes; Salmonidae. The record is from RefSeq and is a predicted model, not a curated record. Gene Ontology annotation, molecular function: nerve growth factor receptor binding; growth factor activity.